AUCCAUGGGUCGCACGAGUCCAGCUUAGUCCAGUCUGAGCUCUCCCUGAUCUACAGCAGCAGUCUGCACAGAGCUGCUGACCGGGGAGAAGGGAGGAGAUGCCUGGCCGGACCGAUGCAUACAUACCUGAAACAGGAGCCAUCUUCACAUUUGGGAAGAGCAGCUUUGCUGACGAUGUCCCCAGUCAGUUCUGGUUGAAAAAUGACCGCCUGGUGGAGAUAUGCUGUGGCAAAGAGCACAGUGCUGUGAUUACAGAAAAUGGGAGGUUGCUCAUGUUUGGUGGUAAUACUGGUGGCCAACUGGGACUGAAGAUAAAACCAGAUGCCAAUAAACCAACCUCUGUGAAAGCCUUGAAGCCUGAAAAGGUGAAGCUUGUGGCCUGUGGAAGAAAUCACACACUUGUCUGCACACUUCAACACUGUGUCUGUGGGGCUGGCAGGAACCAGAAGGGACAGCUCGGCUUGGGCCACAAGAAGAACACGAAAUCCUUUCAGCUGCUCCGUCCUUUUUGUGAAUCGGCAGCGGUCAAAAUGCUCGCUGCUGGCAGCGGCACUUCAGCUGCCUUAACAGAGGAAGGGAGGCUGUUCAUGUGGGGAGACAACUCCGUGGGUCAAAUCGGCUUAGGGGACAAGGCGUUUGCAGCCGAACCUAGAGAGCUGAAUGUGGGGCAGGCGGUGAUGUGGGUGUCCUGUGGGCAUCGCCACUCAGCGUUUGUGACAGUGCACGGCGGACUUUACACCUUUGGUGAAAGCGCAAAUGGACGACUCGGGCUCCAGGUGGGGCAGCUGGCUAAUCACAGAGUCCCCCAGCAAGUGCAAGGCAUUAUGGGAAGUGUCAUUCAGGUGUGCUGUGGAGGGGAGCACACUGUGGCACUAACAGAGGAGGACGUGUACACGUUUGGCAGGGGCCAGUACGGUCAGCUGGGCCACGGGACGUUUGAGUUCGAACUUCAUUUGCCAAAACCGCUGGAGCGCUUCCACAACAGCAGCGCCAGACGCGUCGCCUGCGGAGAAAGCCACACUGCUGUGAUUACAAAUGCUGGACUGCUCUACACGUUUGGUGAUGGCCGUUUUGGAAAACUGGGGUUGCAGCAGGAGAACUUCAUCAACCAGUUCAGCCCAACGCUGUGCACCCGUUUCCUGAAGUACAGCGUGCAGUCGGUGUCCUGCGGUGGUCACCACACUCUGGUUCUGGCUGUCCCCAGACCGGCAGCACAGAGUCAGGGUGGAGAGUCACAGAAGGGUGCUGCAAUUACAGACUUCUUCUGGGAGUCAGACGACCCUGAAAACGUCUUCAAAGACUCUCCGACGGACCCAGCUCCAGUCGUCCCGCUCUCAGCGCUGGCCGCUCGGGCUCGCCACAGAAAAAAAAAGAGCUUCGUGGAGCUGUUUGGAGAGUUGCCUCAGACCCAACCUCGUCCUAAUUCUGGCUUCCUCAGCACCUCCUGGCAGACAUCCAGAAAUAUCCCAAACCUGAAGCGGCUUCCAACGGACGCUCCCACCCCCACCUCCUCCUCCCCCAAAGCGGCGCCAGCAAGCCCGCUUUUAUCCCCCAGAUCUCAGUCCGUAUCCUCCAAGCCGCCAAGCCCACGUUCACAAUCAUCUCUCUCAUCUCGGAGUAAAGCCUCCACUGCCGUCUCCUCCAGGUCCAAAUCCAAAAGGCUGCCCUCUUCUGUAUCUUCAUCCACGUCUAGAGCUAAUCACAACUCAGGGAGUCCUGCCUGUUCUGAAGAGGCUGUGAGGAGCGCAGCACGCAGAGCCUUAAAUGAUGAUGAUGAUGAUGCUUUCUCUCCCAACAAACCCUGCAGCCCUAACAGACCCCUCAUCCGUGUUUCUGAUAAUAACCUGGACCAGAAGGGACCACAAACAGAGGGAGAAGCUCGAAGGAGACGGCUAAUCUCCCAAGAUGUGGAAGACGAGAGAAACCAUGUGGAUUUUUUGCCAUAUAUGGAAACCAGAACCGGGAGAGUUCAACUUGCCAAAGAGCUCGAGGCUCACGGAGACCAGAAGAGUGGCCGAAGCUCGCCCAAAGGCCUCAAAGCAGAGCUUCUGACAGGCGCCGGAAAGGAAGAGGAGUUGUCACUGAAAAGCAGGAAGAAAAAAGCACGAGUCACAUCUCAAAACCGUCAGGACAUUAACAGCAGCAAAACGAAACCUCCAGAAGUAAAAGACGGUCAAAGCAAGCUCUAUAAGAUAAAAUCGACAAACCGUGACAGGAAAAGUGCAACAACACAACAACCUGCGCCGAUAACGAUGACCAAAGUAAGUGAAAAAGGUGAAAAAGAUCAAGUGGCGGAGCACUCUUUUAAGAAAGAACUAAAAGUGACUCCAAAAAGAAGGAACAUAUCGUCUUCUUCAGACAAGAUCAGCUCGACUCUAAAGGUUACAGAUAAUAAGGAAAUAACCACUGAAAACAUCUCAAAGGAUGAUGCUGUGAUCCAGAAUAAAAUCACUGAUCUAAAAUCCGCCGAAGUGAAGAAGCAGCAGGACAAUAACCGACUCAAGUCCACUCCGACAAAGAAAAAGGUCGAACGCACAUCGAGAAAUAUUCAAAACACAGCGGUGCCUUCAAAAUUACAAAAACUUGAAGCUGCAGAAAUUACUAAGCCUCCUCAGGCUGAGGGUUUAAGUGUGAAAUCAACACCUGUGAAGGUGAUUAAACCCAAACCAGACAAAAGUCAAAGCAAGCUCACAGAAAAACCUCCUGCUGAACGUAAAAGCAUCAAAAAAGGUGACAAGGAUGGGUUAAUAUACACAAAACGCACGACGGGUGAAACUGAAGGCAGAAGAUCAGAAAAACAGAAUUUACUCCAAGAGAAGAAGAAAAAGAAGGAAGAAGAACCUAAAGUGAAACAGAGAAAAAGAGGGAAAGAAGACGGUGCUGAUGUUGGCUCGGAACGUAACGGCAAAGCCAAACCCGGGAUUAAAGCCACCGAGGCUCCCAGCCAGAUCUCUUCACAUCACGAAGACGCUUCUGAAGUCUCGAGCAGCGCCGUUUCCUCACAAAGCCCCACGAGAACCAGGGCUCUUUCCGUCAGCAGAGCUAAAUCCUUGCCGUCCUCCGGCCGUCCUGCCGCAGAAACACUUCCACCUGAAACGCAAAGGCAAGAGAACGAAGACCUGCCGGAGGGAAAACAGACGUGGGGAGAGAUUUUGAGCGAUGCGGCGUUUCUUCUGCCCGCUGCGGGGGUCACAGGCGCAGCUGUUGGCCUCCUGAGCGAGGCCGUGACUCGUGUGGAGGCUUUCCGGGCCGACAGCGACAGAGAUGCCUCUCCGGAACCUGAAACACCGAAAGUCAAACAGAGCGCAACUAUGCGCCCGUCCUUCUCUGCGACGUUGCAUUCGGAUUCAGAGGACAGGGACGACAGCACGCAGAAGGACGCUCAAAUGAGCAUCUUAUCGGAUUUAGGAAACGAAGCACAUGAGGAGGAAUUCGAGGAUCCAUCAGAGCAGGAACCGGCUGAGCAGACCAGGAAGGAGGAAACUUUUGAAAAUAAAGAAGGAGACGAGGGAAGCUCUGAAGAGGAAGAUUAUUCCAGGUUGACUGAAACAAACACCGGUGAUGAAGAGCACGAUGAAGCGCUGGGAAGUGACGUGGAAAGCAAAAACGAGGACGAGGAAGGAGAAACCAGCGAGGCUGCAGGGGAGAAUGAACCUGGAGACGACGACGACGAAAACGACGAGCGAGAUAGUGAGUCAGGAGGAGAGGAGAGCGAGGGGAAAACAAGCUCCAGCGUUCAGGAGGAAGGUGAAGAAAGUAACAACAGUGACACAAAGGAUGCCGAGAGUGAGGAAGAAGAGAGCGGCAUGGAAACGGGUGAAGGAGUGAGUCACUCUGAGGCGAGUGAGGCAGCCGAGGAGGACGAAGGUGGAAGUGAAGAGCAAAGUGACGAUGAGAGCAAAGGAGAGGAAGACUGUGAGGUGAGUGAGGAUGAAGAAGAUAAAAGCGGUGAAGGAUCCGAGAGAGAGCAUAGUGAGAGUGAAGAGGAGGAGGAGGAGGAAGAGGAGGGCGGGGAGGGAAGUGACACGGCCGUGUCUGAGGAAGAAGAAAGCGAGGAACUGAGGCAGUCUGAUGAAGAGCAGGGAACUGAGAAAGAGGAGAGUGAAGGAGAGGGGGAAGAAGACAGUGAGGAAGAGGAGGAGGAAGGAGAGCUUUCUUCAAGUGAUGAAGAAGCUGAACAGGAGGCUACAGAGGAUGAGGAGGAAGGAGAGCUUUCUUCAAGGAAACGGAGAGAAGCUCCCAGACCCGCUCCAAGGAGCAAACAGAGAGACGCAGAGGAGAAGAAACCAGAAGAAUCCAAGCAGUUCUGGACCGACGUUCUGCCUCAGUACCUGGACCUGCAGUGA
Molecule: messenger RNA, 4346 nt
Organism: Poecilia latipinna (sailfin molly)
Lineage: Eukaryota; Metazoa; Chordata; Actinopteri; Cyprinodontiformes; Poeciliidae
Product: X-linked retinitis pigmentosa GTPase regulator-like
Exons: 14
Coding region: 99-4346 (1415 amino acids)
Source: RefSeq, a predicted model, not a curated record